UGGACCGAACCUUCUUUACUCUUUUAGCGAUAACUCAAGUUUCCAUUGGGGGAACUGUCAAAGCAUUCAGCGAUGGCAGCAAUGGCUUCCACCACCUCAACUUCAAGGGUUCCUUAUCCUUUGCCAUUAUCUCCGGCUCGUUGUUCACUUAUAUCCUCCGUUAAUACAACGUGCUCAUUCACUUCUUCUUCUUCUUUGGUUUGCAAGAAGCUCUGGUUAUCUAACGGAACUCGAGGGAAGCCAGGAUUUAGAACUUCUUCUUCUUCUUCGACGACGACGUUGAGGAUAAGGUGUGGUGGCUUAAGGGAGAUAAAGGAGGACGAGUUCUCCGACGUCGUUUUGAAGUCUGAUCGUCCCGUCCUUGUGGAGUUCGUUGCCACUUGGUGUGGGCCCUGCCGCUUGAUUGGUCCUGCUAUGGAAUCCGUUGCUGAGAUAUGUAUCUUUCCUUUACUCAUUAGCAUAACUAUCAGAUGUCAGUGCGAGGAGCGUUUCUCUGGUAAAUAUUUAGAAAGUUUCAAGUGGCUUUAUACAUUUUCUCUGUGGAUUGAUUCUGAUUCGCUAUGACGGUACCGUGUUAGAAGUUACAGUAAUCUGCUGCUCCUUGUUACUCAUUCAGAAGCCUUGAGUGCUAGGUCUAUACCCCGUUAGAAGUUAAUGAUCUGUCACUCCUUCUUACUUGCACAAUCUAUGCAGGCACCAGCAAGCUAGCUUUAUACAGUAAAAUUGGAGUAUUACAUUGCAUCUGAUUACUCUUGUACAAGCUCAUUGAGUUUCCAAUCACACUAAGGUAAUGUAUGCUCAAGGGUAUUUUCAUGAGUAAACUCGCUGUAACCUUUCUCUGCUUCACUGGUUCACUGUCCGGAAGCUUCAUGAGGAAAUGAAUUUCUUCCAGUGUAACUCGAUCUUUGAAGAUUACAUUCUGUGCUGAGACAUGGAUUCUAAUUAUAUGGACACAUGAUUUUUGAGUAUGAAAGGACAUUUGCAGAAGUGAUGCAGAUGUUCUGCACACGGGGCAAGUUCAUCUUUUAUGCCUUUUAGGCACCAUACUUAGAGGUACAAAUAGCAGUUAACGACCAAUCUGUGGAUCUUGCUUCUUGAUAUGUCAAAGUUCAACUUAAGAAUUGUAGGAUCAUCCACUUGAUUUACCUGCAUUUUAAGAAAAUGAGGACCAUUCAGUUACUUCUGACUGGGGCAUGGUAUCUUGCAGCUGGCAGCUAAUAAUACGAAGAAAGUUGGUGAUAUCGAAGUUAUAGUAGUUCUCAUCUGUCUAUUCUAGGAACUGAGCUUUUGCCAGAUGACUCUCAAUUUACAACCUUUUGUCACUUCCUCUGUUGUUAAACAGUUUCAGAAGCUGCAUUAUUUGCAACAAUUAAGGGUCAGUUACCACUUCUUGGCAUAGUUGGGCUUAACAGGGGACUUUUGUGAACAUCGCCCUGAACAUGCUCUCUAGAAGUCUAGUUGUCCUUUUCCCCCUAACAAUAGUUUUGAUAUGUCUUUCAUCAAAACAGUUUUGAUGGAAGUUUAAUUUUCUCUCUAGUACUUAUCCAUUUUGCAAUUGAUUUUUCCCUUGUUUUCUUCCCCUUUGCCUUGUACAGAUCCUAUUUUAUUACCUGUCUUAGUUGUCCAUCCUUGUUGCCUAGAAUAAAAUGAAGUCAAUUAUAAAAGAAAUUGCCUCAACUAGAAACAUCAACUUAUCAUUAGACUACAAAAGUGGAACACAAAGGUAAUAUUGUAUCCCCUCUUUUAGUAUCAUUAGAAGGUUGGCCUAUUGGUCAUCAGCUACGGAUUCCUAUUUUACUUGAGCCAAGAUUCUAUUUAAAAAAGCCAUGACCUAUUCCGCUGCUGCUGAUGAAAUUAUCUUGUGGUCCAGAAUCAUAGAAUUGAGUGCAGUAUAUCCCUAUCCUGGUAAUUUGCAUAUGGAUUUUAUUCGAAGCUUGAAUGGUUUUAGAGAGUUUUGAGGUUUUCCUAUUUGGGAUUGUGUCAAGUCUAAUUCAUCCUUACCGCUAAAAAACCACAAUAAAAACUAUUCUUGUGAGGUGUCAAUAUUCAGUUGUUCCAUAAGCCCUAUUCACUCUUUAGAUGAUACACGAAUGACUCUUAAUCGGAGCCUAUCAGCCCCAUCUUCGGAAAAAAGAAAGAUAUGCAGCUUGUUUGCGGCUUUUAAAAGGAUAUUUUCUUUCUUCUCUACCUGCUUGUCAAUAACCCCUGUCUCUGUGAUUCUAUGUGGAAAUAACUCACGCAUCCGAUUGGCGAAAAGUUUCAGGACCAACUUCUCGUUUGGAUCUAUAGGCUUUUACUAAAAUGCCACAUGAAAAGUGGUGCUGGUGUCAAUUGCUUAGGUGCUAGAUUGGUAGAGUUGUUGAUGUCCUUUGGCAAUAUUGUUCAACCAUUUUGUGGUGUUUCUUUUCUGUAACUAUCUGAAUGAACAGAAUCUAUUGAUCUCCGAUGAAGGCCGGUGGACAUCAAUUACUUUCUCACUCUAGUGUAUGGUUCUUUAUGGACUAGCCAAAUGAGUGAAUGUGAAGGCAAUUGGUACCCUUGCUUAAUUAGCUAACUGUUGAUGCUAUGACAGGAUAAGUUUGUGCCCAAAGUUUGUGGAGCAUCAUUUCACAAGCACUUAUUGUCAAAGCUGAAGGGUGAGAGGGUCUUUUACAGGACUAGGAGAUUUCAGGAUACUGGACGAGAUGGGGACACUUUACACAUUUUGAUCAUGCAACCAUGAUCAGUUGAAGAGAUUCGAUAGAGGACAGUUGUUAUUUCAAAUGAUUUUGUGGUCGAACCUAGACAAGGAUUUCUGUUUGGAUUUAUGGAGAUUUUUAUGUUGUAUGUCUGGUCGGGUCUCUUUGUAACUUUUUUAGUCCAAUUCUUAACCUGGUCCCCACUCCCCUUUUCCUCUC
Nicotiana tabacum (common tobacco) is the source of this 2897-nucleotide messenger RNA. Lineage: Eukaryota; Viridiplantae; Streptophyta; Magnoliopsida; Solanales; Solanaceae. The record is from RefSeq and is a predicted model, not a curated record.